UCCUAUAAUGUCUGUGUCUGUGUUAUACGCCGAUAAAUCCGGCACCCCUAUGGUUCGCCGGUGGAAGCAUGGACUGAUCACUCGAGUCUCCCGGGACGGGAGAGCCAAAACAAAAAAGCUUUGGGAGGGGCAGUACAUCCUCUCCCGCUGCUUGUAAAAGCAAUCCAGCGGCUAAUUGGCCACUAGGAUUGAUUUUUACAAGACAAAACUGGGAUGGUAUAACCGCUCAAAAUCCAGCAAUGUGUACUGGUCUAUCGCUGGGGCGCUGGACACAAGAGCUAACACUCAGUCUGUCUUUUCAGAUGGAGAAGUGUUCGGAGAAGAGGACUUGCGGCUCGUUGUCGGGGACGGUGACGGUCACCUUCCAUGAUGUGGCUGCUUGCUUCCAGGAAGAGGACUGGGAGCUCAUGGAGCAAUGGCAGCAGGAUCUGUACCGGGAUGCCAUGAAGGAGAUUCACUCUGCAUUGCAUAAUCUAGGGUACCGGAUCCUCAACCCGGAUCUCCUGGUGAAGAUCGAGAAAUCCAGAGAACGUUUCCGGAACCGCAGCCAAUCAAGUGGCACACUUGUCCCGGACAUCCUGCUGAAGAUUGGCCAAAGUGAAUCCAACAUGCCUCAGAAGAAAGGGUCACCAAGAUGUCCUCGAGAGCCCGCACGGGGCAGCCGAGCUCGGAAACCCGAGCAUCCCGUGAGAGUAAAACAAGAGGAUGAAUUGUAUGACUCGGAGCCGGAAUCCGAUGACAGAGCCGGUUCUCCGAUUUCACAUGAGCUGGUUGUGGUGGUGAAAGAAGAGAAGGUGGAGGAUGAGCAGCAGGCGCCGGAAACAUCACUUGAGGACAAUGAGGAAGCAUUCCAGUCCGGGCCGCAAUCUCAGGAUGAAGAAAAAGUGACAGAUGACAUCACCAACUCGGAAAAUGACCACAGCCCGGAAAUCCCACCCAUUGGAGAAGAUGGCAUGUUGCUGUUUCCUAAUGCGGGCAUCACCCUUAACCGGGCACUGAGCCAGGAAUACGCUAUGGAGAACUCUCUGGAGCUAGAGAAGUACCUGAACAGCUUCACUCACCCCAUGCUCCGCAUGAAGGACUACCAAAGGCCAAACCGGAGCGAGUAUGACCGAGGCUUGUACGACAACUAUAGCGUGCACAGCAAGCAGCGGCUUAUGCUGAUGGGCGAGAAGCGAUACCGCUGCAGCGAGUGCGGGAAAGGUUUCACCAGAAACUCCCACCUGAAGGCCCACAGGAGAACUCACACGGGAGAGCGCCCCUACAAAUGCCCAGAGUGCCACAAAACCUUCAGUGAGAACUCGCACCUCACUGUCCACCUGAGGGUCCACUCGGGUGAGAAGCGCUACAAAUGCGACACCUGCGACAAGAGCUUCAGCGAGAACUCCAACCUCAUUGUCCACCAGCGAAUUCACACGGGGGAGAAGCCUUACAAGUGCCCCGAGUGUGACCUCUGCUUUAGCCAGCACUCCAGCUUGGUGCGCCACCGCCGCAAGCACUCGGGCGCCCGCCCGUUCACGUGCGCGCAGUGCGAGAAGACCUUCAGCCAGAAGGGGCACCUGAGCAAUCACGUCCGCACCCACACCGGGGAGCGGCCGUACAAGUGCAUUGAGUGCGGCAAGUCCUUUAGCGAGCACUCCCACCUCACAGGUCACCAGAAGAUCCACAGCGGGGAAAAACCAUACGUCUGUGACGUCUGCCAGAAGGGAUUCAGCAAGAUCUCCAACCUGAAGGCCCACCAACAGAUCCACACGGGCUACCGACCGUACGCCUGCGGCCAGUGCGGCAGGAGCUUCACCCAACAUUCCUCCCUUAUACGACACCAGAGGGUCCACCUGGACAAAAUGGACUCUUUGUGGAGGAAGAUUUAUCAGGGAGCAAACAAAGGCACGUCCUGGACAGAGGAGCGUGUACGCGGGCGUGCCGAAUCUCCCACCAGUCAGGAUGCCGAGGAAGAAUUGUCCAGUGAUUUGGUGGAACACAGCUGACGAGGUGUACAGUUGGCUGACUUUGCGGGAGG
Messenger RNA from Rana temporaria (common frog), 2020 nucleotides. RefSeq names its product zinc finger protein 436-like. Gene Ontology annotation, molecular function: DNA-binding transcription repressor activity, RNA polymerase II-specific. Gene Ontology annotation, biological process: negative regulation of transcription by RNA polymerase II. The coding region runs from base 240 to 1988 and encodes 582 amino acids. The transcript has 7 exons. The record is from RefSeq and is a predicted model, not a curated record. Lineage: Eukaryota; Metazoa; Chordata; Amphibia; Anura; Ranidae.